Leishmania mexicana MHOM/GT/2001/U1103 is the source of this 711-nucleotide messenger RNA. RefSeq lists its product as hypothetical. The transcript has a single exon. The record is from RefSeq and is a predicted model, not a curated record. Lineage: Eukaryota; Euglenozoa; Kinetoplastea; Trypanosomatida; Trypanosomatidae. Bases 1 to 711 code for a protein of 236 amino acids. Gene Ontology annotation, molecular function: protein binding.
AUGAGACAUAGCCUGACGCUUUGCUUGCAUUCGACCGCCGCGUGCCUCUUGAGUGCAGGAAAGCUGUCGCAGUACGAACAAGAGGCCUACGAGUCGCACCGCCGUUUCACGGAGUCACAAACUUAUCCUGGCCCCAUUCGGGCAGCAACUCCUGGGGAUACUCGAUUUUACAUGGGAAGUGCCGAGACUAUUUUACAGGAGAACGAGCGGCACUACUGGCGUGCCGUCGUCGAUGAUCCACACGUGCAGCACCUUGUACCCCUGCGCAUCCGCUUCAAAACGUUCAUUUGGGUCACUAGUGGCUGGGAGCAGCGGAUGCAAGUCGUGCAAGUGAUGGCGCAGUGUGACUCGACCAUAGCGGAACUCAUGCAACAGGUAAGGAUUGAAAAUCAGUCACCUUAUUUGUGCACCUCUUCGUUUAAGCUGUGCAUCGAUGGCAAAGAUUUAGAUGAGCUGAAAACUCUUGCCGAUUACGGUAUCGAUGAAUAUUCUCGUAUAGACGCUAUUGAGGAGAACGAUCAUCUGCUACAUACAGAAGCUGAGAGACUGAAGGAUUGGAACGUAGAUGAGAUGCCGGAGGAUGUGUUGCUGAGGAGCCCGUACAAGGAAAUGGCAAUGCAACCACAGCCGAAUUUGGCUCCACGCUACGAGGCAAAGCCGAAAGGGUACUAUGGAAAGAACAACUAUAGCGGGAUGAAGCAGUCGUCCUGA